UGACCUAGUUUCACCUUUCAUCUGUCCGCGUGAUAACUCGAGCUUUUGUUUGUGAAAGCAACAAAUUUGGCGAAAUUGAUGAAAUGGACUUCUGCUUAUAUUGCAGGUGAAGGAAAAGGGAUGGAAUCCCUCCUUUCAUGAAGGAGCAUAAUUGAAGUGGGCUAUGUCAUAGUAAGUGAUUGCAAACAGUAGAUGUAAAGAUGGGGAAGAAGAGGGAGCACUCUCGCGAGUCGACUCCUCAAAAACAGGACCAAAUACCAUCAGAGAAGAAAGCCUCACCAUCUCCUAAAACCACUCCCAGUAAACAAGAAUCCUGCUCUCGAGAAUCUACUCCAGUUCUCCAAAAGAAAGAUUCUUUGGAUUCUAAGAAGUCGCAGUCAGAGGGAAAAGCUGUGCCCAAGAAAAGGGGAAGAUCUCGAGAAAGUACCCCCCUGGAAUUUGACGAACCUCCAGUGGAUACCAAGAAAUCACCGGUUCUUGAGAAAACUAUAACCAAGAAAGGCGGCAGAUCUACCGAAUCGACUCCUCAGAAGCAAGACCAAAAUUACUUUGAUUCGAAAAGAUCACAACCAGCUUCUAGGAAGAGAUCACCAGCAAGCAGAAGUACAACCAAAAGAAAAGAUUCCACAGGAAAUUCAGUUUCCCAAGAAAAUAUAGCCCUGCAAGAUUCCAGUGAAGCACAAACUGACCUUUCUAAAGAGAUUAGUAAAACAGAGAAUCCAGCAAAAGUAUUACCUCACAGACGAUGCAAUUCAACAGACUCUAGGCAAUCACCUCCUAAAAAGAUGUCUAAGAAAAUGGGAGAAGAAAUCAGGGAAACAUCACCUUUUGCUCAAGACAGUACUGUUUCUAAAAAAAUUCUGGCCAAUAGAAUGCCCAGAAAAAAAGAUGAAACUUCUAAAGAUCUCGUCUCAGUUGGAAAGAAAAUUUUGUCAAAACCGAGUUUGUUGAACCGACCCGGCAUUACAUCAAAAGUUUCCUCAAUGCAACUUCAUUCAGCAAAGAAAAAAACCAACUGUUUAAGUAAGAAAAAAACAAAAAAUUCUGCUGGAGAAGAUUUAGACAGCUGUACUCUUUCGACAAGCAGUGCUGUGGUCAAAGGUGUGCAGUCUGGAAAAGAUGGGAAAAGGAGACAGAAAGACCGUAAUGUGAAUGAAAAGAUGGCCUUGGAUAAUGAUGUAGAUAUGCUUGUUACAAAACCUCAAAUGCAGGACAUGAUUUCAAGAACUACUGCAAAAAGAGGUCGUAGCCGGAGCCAAAGUUCAAAAAGACUUCUUGCAAAUAGGGCGGACAAUUUUGCAAUUGUAGAUGAUGUUGGGGUUACUGAGGAAGGCUCACUUGAUAAAGAAAAGAACAAAAAAUCUGGGCAGAAUGAUAUUGCUGAAGAAUUAAUUGCUGCAGUAGCGAAGAAUUUGAGUAAGACAAUGGGUACGAAAAAAGGGAAAUUUUCCCCUGAGGGAGUAAGAGAACCUGGAAGAAAAAUAUCUGCUAAUAAGAAACUGAAAGGAAAAAGGAACAAAAAAGAAAAGAUAUUAGAAGAAACUUCUAAAAAGUCUCCUUCUGCUGUAACCACUCAGGGCUCAGAGAGUAUGCAAAUGAAUCAAGCAGACGUUGACAAAAAAUUUGUAACGCCAGGCAAGGUCAAAGAAGUCAGAGGGAAGAGCAAGAUUACUCCAGUCAUAAGUAUAGAUGGCGAGACCCACUUAGUCUGUCCAGUUUGCCAAGAGGAGCUGAUGUCUGAGUCUGACCUGACAGCUCACAUCCGCCAAACCCACAAUACCCCCAGUACUGCUAGUAAGGCCUCUUCUCGUGCAUGCCUGGUGUGUGGGAAGGUGCUUAGUUCCCAGAGUUCCCUGGAUAGACACGUCUUGGUGCACUCUGGUGAACGACCUCAUCGAUGUCACCUGUGUGAGCAAGGUUUUACCACCAGGGGGAACCUCAAGCGCCAUCUGAAAACUCACCAAGAUGCUCCCGAUCCACCACUCCUACCUCAAACUGACAAACCUGGCAGGGACAACGAGUUUUCAAAAAAGACCGCACCAAAACCCAAACUAUCAUCAAAAAAGAAAGAAUCAUCAACCAUUACUAAAAAGAGGAAAGCAGUCAAUUUAAUCCAGCAGGUAAACAAAGAACAAUCAGUAGGCGGAGCUUCCAAUCAAGAAGAACUAGGGGGAAUGGAGGCUAACCCAGUGGUUUUAUCAGAGAUUGAGUCAUACAGUAAAACUUCAGCUCAGGAAAAAACAAAGACAGCGACUAAAAAAUCCAAAAUUUUAGGCCAGUUGAAUACAAGUGCAAUCAGAAAGCCGAAGAAUUUGAUCAAGACAUUGGAUAAAAAUCGACCUAAUAUUUCUAAGAAGAAGAAAAAAUUGAAUGCUCUUGGGAAAAUUAAGAAAAUAAGCACUCCCUUUCACAAAGUUGAUGGUAAACCUAAGGCAACAAAAACCAGAACAGCAGCUAAAGCUACCUCAGUGAGAGUGCCUCCUUCCAGUAAAAUCAACCAAGCAGUUAAAAGUAAGAACAUCAGCAAAAAACAGUCAACCUCUGACUCUGAUAACAAAAAGCGAACAAGCCCAAGAUCUCAGAAAGUGAAAUUGGAACAGGAUGAUGAUUCCACAAUCAUUACCAACUCUGAAACCAGUUCUGUGGCUGAGGAGGGCGCAUCUGCUUCAGACCAAGGUUCCUCUGUAUCAGCCUACCUUAAAGCUGUCAUGCCUCUUAGAAAAAGUCCACGCAUACCAAAAUACACAAGCUUCACAGAAUUUGCCUUCUUCCCCAAGCCUCGUAGGGUGGGUGUCACCAGAAAAGAAAGGGAAGAAAAAGCCCCUAAGCAGGUUAAAAAGGUUCUUGUCACAGCUGAAGUGAGAGGUGCAGCAACUGUGACAACUUUGAAAAAAGUGAAGAGGCUUUCCACGGCUAGCCCAACCCUUCUGAAAAAAGCGCUAACGACAACAAAUGAAGUGAAGUCAGCGAAAAAUGACACGUGCUAAGUCAGCCAGAGAAGUAA
Molecule: messenger RNA, 3004 nt
Organism: Lingula anatina
Lineage: Eukaryota; Metazoa; Brachiopoda; Lingulata; Lingulida; Lingulidae
Biological process (GO): regulation of transcription by RNA polymerase II
Cellular component (GO): nucleus
Molecular function (GO): DNA-binding transcription activator activity, RNA polymerase II-specific; RNA polymerase II cis-regulatory region sequence-specific DNA binding
Source: RefSeq, a predicted model, not a curated record